GAUGAAGACGGCUGUGCAUCUUACUUUCUCUCUCGCUCACUUGCCAACGCCAGUGUCCGCGCCUUCGCAUUAGGAUUAGCAACAGCUGACUUUGACAGUGCCUUGCCUACCCGGCCUACCCGUUGUUGUCCGCUACUUCGCCGGCUUCGCGAGAUCCAGACUUUCUGGUAUAAUGACAAAGAAGUCAGAAAGGAAGUCCUGUGACUACUGGGCCCUAGUCCAGGACUUGAGGGAAAAGGACAAGAAGCCCUACCUCUUGAAGGCCUUGGACCUCUUUAGCCUCAAUGGGGCAAAUGAGGCUAAGAGGUUCAAGCCUAAGCAUGACAAGGACUUCACCAAAAACGAGUAUGGUAGGCUCGUGACUGUAGAGGGAAAGGAAUGCUUGGUGCGCCACACCAUCUAUGCUUUGAGCUCAAGUGCAAGUGAUCUUAAGACCAGGUUCAAGGAGGAAAAAAGGGUUAAGAAAGUCGGAACAAGACUCUCCAUUGGCCCGGUCUGUGAACCAGCAACUAACUAUUCCUUUCCCGACCUAACUCGAAAGGCCAGACAGGACAAGAGAGAAGAAAAAGAAAACAUUCAAAAAGCAAAGGCCAAAGGUGGAAGUGACACUCUGAAGAGACAGGAAAGGCAGAAAGAUGAAGAGAGGGAGAGGAAGAGGAAUGAAGAGGAACAGUUGAAGAGACAGGAAAGGAAGAAAGAGGAGGAGACGGAGAAAGAGAGGAAGAGGAAUGAAGAGGACCAGUUGAAGAUACAAGAAGAGAGGAAGAGGAAUGAAGAGGAACAGUUGAAGAGACAGGAAAGGAAGAAAGAGGAGGAGAUGGAGAAAGAGAGGAAGAGGAAUGAAGAGGAACAGUUGAAGAUACAAGAAGAGAACAGGAAGAGGCAGGAGGAGGAAGAGGAUGAGGAGGAUGAGGAGAGGAGGAAGACAGAAGGUCAGAUGGACUUGAAUUCAAAGUUGGAUUGUGUUCUAGCUGAGAUAGCUGGCGUCAAGGCGAUUGUUCUUAAAUUAGGAGGUGCUGCAGAAGCUGGCAACGGGGAUGAUGAUGAUGAUGAUGAAUGUGUAGUUGAGCGAAGAAAGAAGAGCAAACUUGGCGAGCUUCCCACCAAUUUAAUCGAUGAAGAGGAGGUUGAAUUUGGCAAGGUUAAAGUUGGGAAGCAGCGGUAUGUCUCCAUGGAAAAAUUAAUUGUUGCUGAGAGGUCACCUUAUUUUACUAAUAGGGUCGAGACUCUCGCCCAAGAUUUUUACGAUGACGUGGGGAAUUGUUCUGUGUCGAAGAGUAAAGGCCGUACUCUAAUUGAAAAUGCAGAAAUUAAAUCUAUCUUCUGCAUUUUAAAGGCCAUGAAGUGGUCCCAUUCGGCCACACUCUCCCUGAAGAGAAUCAGGGCUAGGCUGAUUCGCUUCACGUCUGAAAUGAGGAAGAAUGGGAACAGCAGAAAACGCAAGCUGGAAAUGUCAGCAGCAGAUGGGAAACGCAGGAAGAACUCAGAUGAAAGUAGUAGUAGUAGUAGUGAGGGAAGGAGUGAGACUGAGAAUGGUAAUGUUAAUGGUGAAGGUACAGAAAAUGGAAAUGAUAUUGGCAUUCUUGAUAGUGUGGAUGAUGAAAUUGAAGAUGGUACUGGAAGUAAGGAAAAAGAUUUAGAAGUUAGUGAUGAGAGUGGGGGUGAGUGUUCCAUUCAUUUGGAUGACUCAACUCUAAGUGUGUUUCAAAACUGUUAAUAUUUGUGGUGCUGAUCACUUGUAAAACCAACUUGUAAAACUAAUCCAUACCCUGAGAAUUAUUAUUUUAACUGGUGGUACUGUAGGAAUUGAUUGUUUCAAAGCAUCAGGGUAGCAGGAUGAUAAUGUACAUAGAUAUAUCUGUGAUUUGUUCUGUUAAAGUGCAUACCAGAAGCACUUAUAGUUAGAAUUUUCUUUUACCAAGCUUCUGUGCCACAAAUACGUUAGAUUAUUUGAAUUUUUAAUCGCCCUUUCUGUUUUGAUUUAUCAUACCAUAUAGAUCAUAAUUAGAGAAUUUAAUAAAAGUGUUUAAAUAAAUAAAAAUUGCACU
Messenger RNA from Frankliniella occidentalis (western flower thrips), 2048 nucleotides. RefSeq names its product reticulocyte-binding protein homolog 2a-like. The coding region runs from base 173 to 1717 and encodes 514 amino acids. The record is from RefSeq and is a predicted model, not a curated record. NCBI's taxonomy places the organism in Eukaryota, Metazoa, Arthropoda, Insecta, Thysanoptera, Thripidae. The transcript has 7 exons.